Molecule: messenger RNA, 1401 nt
Organism: Neurospora tetraspora
Lineage: Eukaryota; Fungi; Ascomycota; Sordariomycetes; Sordariales; Sordariaceae
Exons: 1
Coding region: 430-1380 (316 amino acids)
Source: RefSeq, a predicted model, not a curated record
GUGCCGUGGCCGUGGAGAAUGCGUUCACCGUUCACCGUUUACGCCCCUCGCCCAAACUCACCGUCGCUGCCACUUACAGCUUGCUCAACUUCGCCAAUCUAGCGUGAAAUAACCGAGAAAGGAGAGAAAGGAGAGACCGCCUAUCACCAUGACGCUAAGCUUGAUGGCGAACAACUCACACAGACAACAUCGUCGACAUGGGGGCACGAUGAGGAGGCCAGAAUCGACGACAAACUUGUAUAUAACUCGAGCUCAUCUUCCUCCAUCAACCGGUUUCUUUUCCUCAUCACACACUCACUCACAACACUCACUCACCAAUACAACUAAUACUUAAUAAUCACAGUCAUUCUUUAACAAACAUCCAACUACUUUCACAUUCUUUAGAUUUUCUACAACCUUUUUAAUCAACAACCACCAACAACCGCAAAUAUGAAGUUCUUCAGCGCUGCCCUCUCUGCCGCCACCAUUGGCUCCGCCCUUGCCUCUCCCAUCCUCGGCUCUGCCUGCGGUGGUGCCCCCGCUGCCCCCUCCGGCAUCAACCCCAUUGCCGGCCACGCCGCUGCCCCGUCCGGCAUCAGCGGCCUUCCCGCUGCCCCCUCUGGCCUCAACGGCGGCGCCGCCUCCCCCAUCGACGGCGAUGACCUGGUUCCCUCCCCCAUCCAGACCUUGACCUCCGCCACCACCCUCUACCAGACCUGGGCCACCACCAUCUCCGACUCCAAGACCCAGUACUACAACGUCCCCGGCGUUGCCGCCCCCACCGGUCUUCCCGCCGCCCCCGCCGCCCCUGGUGUCCCUGCCAGCAACAUCGGCUCCGGCGCCAGCAACGGCGCGGGCGUCGUCGUCAUCGUCAAGGAGGUCACCACCAUCGUCCUCAACAUCGAGGUCCUCGUCAAGGCCGACAUUGCCCGCAUCACCGAGCUUGUCGACUGCAAGACCGGCAUCGACGCCGAGGUCCUCCUCCAGGCCCUCGUCAGCCUGAACGGCCACCUCCACACCGUCUACACCGGUGUCAUCCCCCAGAUCACCGCCCUCAUCCGCCCCGAGGUCGGCCUCGUCGCCGCCGAGCUCCAGAUCGUCCUCGACCUCGUUGCCGACAUCGAGAUCCUCCUCCACCAGGUCGAGGGCUGCCUCAAGCACCUCGUCGCCACCGCCACCCACGACGUCCUCAAGGUCGUCGGUGCUGAGCUCAACAUCAUCGCCGCCCUCAUCCUCCCCAUUGCCACUCCCAUUGUCAACUUUGCCCUCCGCGCUGUUGUCGGCCUUAACCUCCAGGCUCCUACCCUCGUUGCCCAGAUCCAGGCCCACGCCCAGUCCAUCAACCAGUGCGCUGGUGGCCUUCACAUCUUCCUUGGCGCUGCCCUCAAGGUUGUUCUCUAAAUUCUUUAACCAGCCCGGUUU